This is a messenger RNA of Anguilla rostrata (American eel), 4794 nucleotides long. Its product is annotated as TSC22 domain family protein 1-like. Bases 670 to 3351 code for a protein of 893 amino acids. Gene Ontology annotation, biological process: regulation of transcription by RNA polymerase II; positive regulation of cell population proliferation; negative regulation of apoptotic process. The transcript is spliced from 3 exons. Gene Ontology annotation, cellular component: nucleus; cytosol. NCBI's taxonomy places the organism in Eukaryota, Metazoa, Chordata, Actinopteri, Anguilliformes, Anguillidae. The record is from RefSeq and is a predicted model, not a curated record.
CCCCCUUCGGCUCGUCACUCAGUCGGAGAGAAAUAGCUAACAAGCUAGCCAGCAACACUACAAUAAGGUGGCCGGUGAAAGGUCCCGUGAGAGGUAUCUAGAAAACAUUGGAUUAAAAACAAAGUAUCGAGGAAUGGAUUAAUCACUUGGUGUCAAAAUCGAAUGGGAGAUAUUCUACCGAGAGAAACUGUUCAUCGGCCUGGGAUUGUUUCAUUUCGUGAAGAUAAGAAUUUUCAAAUAAUGCGACUCAAUGCCUGGCAGUGAUGGAGGUGAUCUGUCGGCGUACUGGUGAACGUAUUGUAUUAUCUGACUGUAUCAUUGUCAUGAGAAUAUAUUGAAAUAUUUAUAUAUAGAUAUAUAAAUAAUACAUGAAAAGAAAUGUCGAACUGCGUUUAAGAGCACCCAUAACAUCAAGCACCGGGAUAGCUGUAUAACGAGCCAGCUAACGUUAGCUAGCAUUACAGGCUCACAGACGCCUCGCUUAGCAUAAGCCUGCUAGCAAGCUAUUUCAGAGGGGAAACAUUGAAUUAAAAUUUAUGGCAUUUUGGGGCUGUUAUUAGUUGUUGCGCGAAGUUUUUCUGUCGAGCCUAUAAUUGCCAGUGCGAUUAUAACGUUAGUUUCUAUCAGAAUUUGCGACCCUGUCACUAACUGCCCGUGGAAUUUUACAAAAUGCAUCAUUCGGAAUCUGCAGGAGACUCCGCAAGCAUUAGGAAGAUGGCGCACCCGGCAAUAUUUCCAAGACGGGGUAGUAACACCGGUAGCAGUAGUGCCUCUGCGUUGACAACAGCGGCUAGUGCGAGCGUUAGCAAUAAUAUCAUUCCGACUGACGAUUACCAGUCGCCUUUGGUGAUACAGCCUCCACCCCCGGCUGGUUCGUCGUCCCCUGGGCCACAGCAUCACCCGCAAAGCCUUAACCUCCUCUCCCAAUCCCAGCUGCACUCCCAAACUCUCCAGGCCGGGGCACAGGUGAAAAAGAAAAGCGGUUUUCAGAUCACGAGCGUUACGCCGGCCCAGAUUUCCGUCAGCACCAACAACAGCAUUACGGAAGACACCGAGAGCUGCGACGACUUGGACGAGUCCCACACCGAGGAUCUGUCUUCCUCUGAGAUCCUGGACGUGUCCCUGUCUCGCGCUACUGACAUGGGGGGGCCAGGGAGAAGCUCCUCUGAAGAAACUCUGAACAACUUUCAUGAGGCUGAGUCGCCAGGUGUCCUGUCUCCCAACCAGCCCCCUCACCCACUCUCACAUGGGUCUCAGCACGGGCCCAUGGUGAACGGAACUGCGCAUCAUCUCCCCCACCAGCAACAUAGCCAUAGCCACCACCCCAACCUUGGACAUCACCGCCAAGUGCCCCCUUCCCAGCCAACCUCUGGCUUGCCAGUAGGGGGUGGUGUUUCCGUUGCUGGCGCCUCCUCCUCAGGGGCUUUGUCCGGCAUUGCUCAGAAGUUGCCUGCAAGUUUGGUGGCCGCUGCGGAGAACACGCACGUCAGUAAACCUGCCACGUUGCCUCAGCCUGUUCCUGCAUCGUCCUCAGGUACAGGAGCACCCUCUAUGCCUGCGGUAUCAGCAUUUAACAUGGUCAAUCCCUCCAUUAGCAACGUUAGUGAUGUGAAUAUGUUGAGGUCGUCUGGCAGGAGCCUUUCCGCCGGUCUGCUGAACGCCAGAAGCGGUAGCGCCGGAAUGGAUAGCGGCGGUCUGAACGCAAGCUUGAUACAGCAGCAAAGCGGGACACAGGCCAUGGCAGCGGCCAGCGGCGGUUCCCCUGGCGUGAUGAGGCCCGGGGUAGGCGGAGUAGCUCCGCCCCCUGCCGUAACUUCUGCUCCACCACAACAGGCUCCUGCCCCCGCCCCCAACCCUGCCCCCGCCCCCGUCCCCGCUCCUGCCUCCACCAGCUCCCGCUUCAGGGUGGUGAAGCUGGACUCCAACUCUGAGCCAUUUAAGAAGGGUCGCUGGACCUGCGCCGAGUACUAUGACAAGGAGGCCCCGCCCCCAGAGGGCGUGGCUCCCGCCCACAGGGCGGUGGAAAGCCUCAGGCAGCCGGUAGCCGAGGGGGGGAGCGGGGCGUCCUCGGAGCGCGAGAGUGUGGGCGGGAGCUCCGUCGCCCUGCCCGGUCACCACGGCAACAACGCGGAAACCCAGCAGCCCUUUCAGCCACCCGCGGGCAUCCAGAACCCCCUCCAGGGCGCGUCCCGGGCCCACGUCGGUCAGGACGCCGGGCCCCCGAAACCUGCAGCGACCCAGCCCGUCCAGUCCGCCCUGGGCUUGGCGCAGCACCAGCAGGCCCUCGUCCACCAGGGAGCCCAGCAGCCGGCUCUGGCGCCCCAGCAGCAGCUCUCAUACGCCCCAGGGGGUCAGUCCGCCCAACCGGGCUACCCCACCUCCGCCCAGCAGCCGCCGGUGGGGGCCACCCAAAUGGCGCCCGCCCACGCCGCAGCGACCGCACAGCACCAGCCAGUCACUCAGGCCGGGGUCAGAGCGCCGCACCCGCACCCGCCACCCCACUCGGCGGGCGGGGCCACCCUUCCAUCUACGGCCAGCCAGCCGGUGGUCAGCGCGCCCUCCUCCGUGCCUCAGACCCUCCCCCAGGGUCAUCAGCAGCCGGCCCCUCACGCCCAGGCCCCCAACGCGACCCAGCCCCGCCCGGCUCCGGUUCCCACCGAGCAGCAGCUCCCGCCCAGGACUCAGUGCCCAGGGAGCCAGCCCCCUCCCUCCGCCACUGCCACCGCCGCCGCCGCCGCCGCCCUCAGCCACGCCGCGCCAGCCGGCCUCCGGCUGGAACGCAAGCCCAGCCCGGCCCUGCCCUCGCAGCUCACCUCCACGCAGCUGGAGGACGCCCGGCGCUUCCUCUUCCACCACCAGUCCCUGCUCUCCCUGCCCAAGUUCGGGGCCGGGGAAUGUGCCUCAGGAGCCGGCUCCGCCCCGGGCCUGGAGGACGGCGCCGGCGCCGGGGCCAGUGCCUUACCCGCCGGGGCCGGCCUGUUCCCUCUGAAGACUCUGCCCGUGGACGGGGAGGAGGACAGUUCUUCGGGUGCCAGUGUGGUGGCGAUAGACAACAAAAUUGAACAAGCAAUGGAUCUGGUGAAGAGCCACUUGAUGUACGCGGUGCGCGAGGAGGUGGAGGUCUUGAAAGAACAGAUCAAAGAGCUGAUCGAGAGAAACUCGCAGCUGGAGCAGGAGAACAACCUGCUGAAGAACCUGGCCAGCCCGGAGCAGCUGGCCCAGUUCCAGGCCCAGGUCCAGAGCGGUUCCUCGCCGCCCCCGUCAGCACAACCGGCAGGGCCCGGCACCACGCAGCAGCCCGCCGCCCCGCCCGCCCAGACCGCCCCCCAGAGCACCGGACCGUCCGCGUAGCCACCCCCCCCCUGCACUCGCCACGACGACAGACUCGCGUGAAAAAGAACUCCAGCUGCUAUAAACCGCAAGAAAAGAAAAAAAUAACACACGACGCGUUCGCGCUGAAGAACCUCGGCCGCCGCUGCCGCCGCAGGAGGAUUCCGUUCCCAAUUUGCACAUAUUUACCCUUCAGAACUUGACAGAAAGCAUUAGUGUCUUUUUGUUUUUUUUUUCCUCUUUCCCCCACCUCUGCCCGAGAUGCUUUUCACACUUCAGACAAUCGCCUUCGCGAGAGAGACUCGGGGGGGCUAAAGACGAAAGCUACCAAAAUCCACGGACCUGCUGGGAUCAUUGAGGACGGUUUCGUUGUGAAGACGGCUCAAAGAAUCAUUGUGCCUGUGUCAAAAAAAAAAAAAAAAAAAAAAGGAUUUCAAGUGAUGUCAGUUUUCAUUGGUGACUCUGGAAUUGUGCAGGUGUUACCACGCUUACCUUUUUUUUCCCCUUUCUUUUUUGUAGUGUAAAUAUAACAGUAUUUUCCAGGCUGUGAGCAUAAUGCUGAGCAAGCACUUUCUUGGUGGCUAAUGUGAAGUUUUUUUUUUUUUUUUUUUGGAGGACCAUCUUGCCCUCCCCAUCUGGUAUGGGUUAGGCAGCAGAGAAGUAGACUGUGAUCUUUACGUCGCUGUUAUCGUUACGUUUGUUUGAAUGAAGGAGACAAACCUUUGCUUUCGGGGCGCAGGGGCGCACUGUGUUGUUUUUUUUGUUUGGAACUCCUCAUUCCUGCCCGGUUUUAUUUGAGGCUGUAUUUUUUUUCCUCUCUCUCUCUCUUUCUCUUUGGUCAACCAGUAACACCUAGUGCAAUCUGAGGGGGGAAAACAAAUGAUUUGGCUCUGUCGAAUUCAGGCACCGGCUGUUGGGCUUGUGUAUAUUUGUGUAGUUAGCGUAAGUACUUUGUAAAAAAUCACCAUCUCAGAAGGAAAAGGCAAAGAAAACGAAUAAUCUGUUUCGAUUUAGAUUGUACAGUUUGAAGUGAGGCUGGUAAUGGGCUGCCAUUUACACGUUUGUGGCAGUCUAUUUUUUGCUGUAACCCUGGAAUGUACCUUCUCAACAUGCUAGGACAUUUAAGUGAUAAUGGACUGUACUUGGUUUUCAUGGCUGAAUUGAAUCCUACUGUAAACCAUUGUUCACUUGAAAUUGCUUUAGGUAUUGCACCAUUGUGAGCAUUUUUCUUUUUUGACAGUGAAACACUCCGGAUAUUCAACUUUUUUCUUCUUUUUUUUUUUAAAGGCAAACCGUCAACAUAAGGCAAACCUGAUAUGAAUUCUGCAUAUACAUAUGAGUUGUAUGCUUAUGUUUUUGUGCAUGUUCCUCAAACCAGAAACCAGAAAACGGUGUAACAUAAUACAAUUGCACUUGACAGUUGCACUUCUCAACUUUAAAUAAAAAUAAAUAAGUGAAACCAAA